Molecule: messenger RNA, 516 nt
Organism: Penicillium odoratum
Lineage: Eukaryota; Fungi; Ascomycota; Eurotiomycetes; Eurotiales; Aspergillaceae
Exons: 1
Coding region: 1-516 (171 amino acids)
Source: RefSeq, a predicted model, not a curated record
AUGCGUGGACAGGAUCCAUCGUGCCUGCCCAUUCCCUUCCCAGUGCUUGCAGCCGUCUGUCAAGAGUCACGUAAGGUGGCCCUUCGGAAAUACUACAGCCCAGAGGCAGACGCCGAGAUCCCACGCCAGUUCUGUCCCUCAGCAUAUGAGCAUGUCUGCUUUCGGUUGGGGAUCGAUAUUCUACACUUUAACUGGGACGAGGAUAGCGCAAUCCCAUACUUUUGCGCUAUUGUACGCAAAGUGCCUAACCUAAUAUUUAUCACCGCUGAGCACCUCCGGCAGGAUUUCGAUGACCCCUUCUUCGCUAUGGAUGUUCGCCUCACGAGAGUAGACAAAUAUGCAGUACGGGACCACUGGCUAGUCCAAGUACGGAUUAUUAGCUUAGAUUUCGCAGACGACGCCCAGGCGCUACAGUCCGGUUUGUUUGGGGAGUUAGAGCUAGACCCAGUGCAUUAUGUCGACCCCUGGGACUCGGAAAUCCUCCGUCGAUACCAUCAGCUCUGGCAGAUCGAGUAG